Molecule: messenger RNA, 1488 nt
Organism: Neolamprologus brichardi
Lineage: Eukaryota; Metazoa; Chordata; Actinopteri; Cichliformes; Cichlidae
Product: RNA-binding motif, single-stranded-interacting protein 2-like
Cellular component (GO): ribonucleoprotein complex
Molecular function (GO): RNA binding
Source: RefSeq, a predicted model, not a curated record
UCCAGGCUCUCACUUCCCCAGCUGCUGACGUCAGCUGGCAGCCUGGGCUGUGCUCGCCGCUCCGGACAUAGCGCCGAGAAAAAUGCUGCUCUCCGUACCGCCAAGGGCAGGAAUCAACCCAUACAACGGCUAUAACAGCAGAAACAGCAAAAAGCAGACCUAUGUGUCCUCCGGCCACCAGAUGGCACCCCCCAGUCCCAACACCAACAGUAGUAGCAACAGCAGUGGCGGUGGAGGGGAACAGCUGAGCAAAACCAAUCUGUAUAUUCGCGGCCUCCAUCCGGGGACCACGGACCAAGAUCUGGUCAAGCUCUGCCAACCGUAUGGCAAAAUUGUGUCGACCAAGGCCAUCUUGGACAAAACUACCAACAAAUGUAAAGGCUAUGGCUUUGUGGAUUUCGACAGUCCAGCAGCAGCACAGAAAGCUGUUACAGCUCUGAAAUCCACUGGGGUCCAGGCUCAGAUGGCUAAGCAACAGGAGCAGGACCCCACCAACCUCUACAUCUCCAACCUGCCCGUGUCUAUGGAUGAGCAAGAGCUGGAGAGCAUGCUCAAGUCUUUUGGCCAGGUCAUUUCUACCCGCAUCCUCCGAGAUGCUAAUGGGACCAGCCGCGGCGUCGGAUUUGCCAGGAUGGAAUCCACGGAGAAGUGCGAGGCCAUAAUUCAGCAUUUCAAUGGCAAAUUCAUCAAGACUCCACCAGGAAUACCCGUGCCCACAGAGCCCUUAUUAUGUAAGUUUGCAGACGGAGGUCAGAAGAAGAGGCAGAACCAGAGCAAAUAUCUCCAAAAUGGAAGACCUUGGGCUAGAGACGGAGAUACGGGAGGAAUGACGCUUGCGUAUGACCCCACAGCCUUACAAAAUGGCUUCUACUCCUCACCUUACAGUCUGGCUCCAAAUCGAAUGAUUGCUCAGACUUCCCUCUCUCCCUACAUGCAUUCUCCUGUCUCAUCCUACCAGGUACACAACCCGUCCUGGAUGCACCAUCAGUCAUACCUCAUGCAGCCAGCUGGUACAGUUAUUACCCCAACAAUGGAACACGCCAUGUCCAUCCAGCCCACAUCCAUGAUGGGACCUCUCACCCAGCAACUAAGCCACCUGUCUCUGGGCAGCACAGGCACAUAUAUUCCGGCCAAUACAACUAUGCAGGGGACCUACAUCCCCCAGUACACCCCAGUGCCUCCUUCCAGCGUCCCAGUAGAGGAAAACGGUGGCCAGCAGCAGCAGGUUGCAAUGGAGACUCCUACAGAACACACAAACUACUCAUACCAACACACCAAGUAAAGCUAAGGCAGCUCCCGGCAGGGUGGGGCCGAGGCUGCGAAAUGAAUCCAACCGAACAGGAUUCAGCUGGAAGAGAUCUGUGCUCCAUACCAUCACCAAGCAACCCGACUUGAACAUGGAUGACAAAAGGAACACGUGUAUGCCUGUGAGUGUGUUUGUUUGUGUGCGUGCCUGUGUGUUUGUCUGUUGUUUGUCUAUUUCUGUGU